This is a messenger RNA of Neoarthrinium moseri, 372 nucleotides long. RefSeq lists its product as uncharacterized. NCBI's taxonomy places the organism in Eukaryota, Fungi, Ascomycota, Sordariomycetes, Amphisphaeriales, Apiosporaceae. The transcript has a single exon. The record is from RefSeq and is a predicted model, not a curated record. The coding region runs from base 1 to 372 and encodes 123 amino acids.
AUGGCUACACCCGAGGAAUUGCGCAAACCCGGGCCAGACCCUCGACUUUUCUACCAAUGGGCAACGUAUUCACGCGAAAACAUUGUUACCGCUUUGACGGCCUUCUAUAAGAACCUGCCGCAUAUAGAUGCCCUCCUCGUGCAUGAUGCUCCUCCAGGCGGGUGGCCCGAUAUCACAGCAGAUUCAUUGGCACGAGUGGGAAUCUACAAGACAGAAGAAGUCCUAGAGCUUCUGCGGCAUCUACCUUACAUCGAAGGCAGUCACCCCUGGAUAACGCCGGAGACCUUUCCGAUUGACUACCGGGCUCAGCGUGUCAAUAUAUUCGAUCUAUUCGAUCGGACUGCACGGCUCGAAUGCAUCGAAUUCAGAUAG